Molecule: messenger RNA, 2408 nt
Organism: Oncorhynchus tshawytscha (Chinook salmon)
Lineage: Eukaryota; Metazoa; Chordata; Actinopteri; Salmoniformes; Salmonidae
Product: zinc finger protein 501-like
Exons: 2
Coding region: 90-1289 (399 amino acids)
Biological process (GO): regulation of transcription by RNA polymerase II
Molecular function (GO): RNA polymerase II cis-regulatory region sequence-specific DNA binding; DNA-binding transcription factor activity
Source: RefSeq, a predicted model, not a curated record
AAGUAGAGGAUGAGGCUGUUACAGUGAAAGAAGAAGAGACUGUUAAAAUAGAAGUAGAGGAUGGGGCUGUUACUGUGAAAGAAGAAGAGAUGGACGUUAGAGUGAAUGAAGACAAAGGAGAGUUCAGAGUGAAAGAGGAGGGGGAUGUUACCAAAGAUAUUUAUAUCUGUGAUGUAAAAAAAGAGGAGGAAGAGGAGGAGGAUGCAGUUUUUGGAGUGGAGGGAGAGAUAACUGUCACAUUGAAAGAAGAAGAAGAGGAGACAGGAGAUCUGAUUAACACCAGAGAAAGACCACACUCUCACAACAGGAAGAGUCCAUCAGGUGAACCAGACCCAGAGAUGCCAAAUCCAGCCAGACGACACCACUGCUCCCAGUGUGGAAAGCAUUUUACCAAGUUACAGAACCUAAAACAGCAUGAGAGGACACACAAAGGAGAAAAGCGUUUUCAAUGCUUUCAGUGUGAAAAAAUAUUUUCACGUUCACAGGAUUUUAAAAAGCAUGAGAGGACACACACAGGAGAAAUGCCCUUCCAAUGCUCCCAGUGUGGAAAGGGUUUUAACCGGUUAGGGAGCCUGAAAGAACAUACAAUGAUACACACAGGAAAGAAGCCUCACCACUGCUCCCAGUGUGGAAAGAGUUUUAACCGGUUAGGGAACCUGAAAAAGCAUGAGAGAAUACACUCUGGAGUGAAGCCUUACCAGUGUUCCUAUUGUGGAAAGAAUUUUACUCAGUUAGAGAACCUGAAGGAACAUGAAAGGACACACACGGGGGAGAAACCCCACCAUUGCUCUCAGUGUGGAAAGGCUUUUACCACGUCACGAAACCUUAAAGAGCAUAAGACGAAACACACCGGAGAAAAGCCUUUCCACUGCUCCCUGUGUGGAAAGAAUUUUACCCAUUUAGGGAACCUGAAGAAACAUGAGAGAAUACACUCUGGAGAUAAGCCGUACCCCUGUUCCCACUGUGGAAGGAGUUUUAGGUGGUUAGGAACCUUAAAGCAACAUGAGAGAAUACACACGGGAGAGAAGCCUUUCCAAUGUUCCCAGUGUGGAAAGGGUUUUACCCAGUUAGGUAACCUAAAAGCGCACGAGAGGACACACUCAGGAGAAAAGCCUUUCCAAUGUUCUCAGUGUGGAAAGAGUUUUACUGUGUUUGUGAGCCUAAAAGAGCAUAAGAGAAUACACACAGGAGAGAAGCCCUACCAAUGCUCCCACUGUGGCAAGAGUUUUAGGGGGUUAGGGAACCAGAAAAAACAUGAGAGGACACACACAGGAGAAAAGCCUUACUAAUUUUCUCAAUGUGGAAAGAGUUAUAACCAGUUAAGCACCUGAAAUCACAUUUAGGUGUGAAGCCUUUCCACUGCUCCCAUUUUAGUUCCAGGGCUAUGAUUUCCGCAUAUUUACAAUUUCGGACAUUUGGCCCAUAGACUGGUCUGUAACUUGGAGAGGGUGGAGCUUUUGGUUCCGAUCCCAGUUCUAUCUCGUCUCUUAACACGUAUGGAUCCAGAACUUCAUCAAGUGUUACCAACCCAGUAACUAACCCACGGAUGUUGUUGCACUCACUUUGUCUAAGGGGUGCUAAGCCUAGUUACAUGGUCUGUAACCUGAAUGAAUGAAUGUAUGCAUUUAUGUGUGAAAUCAGUUAAUGGACCUAGGUGUUGAAUUCCCAGGGAGACGGCAACCUUACCUCGGUCCAGGGCCUUGACAUCUUGACCUCUUGGUCGGCCAAUCCAAGACGACUAUUAUUUGUUUAGAUGGUGACGAAACGUAAACAUGCCAAAAUCAUCAUCAGCAAAGUCUUCACCACCAUCAACCUCACAAUCAUCAUCCCCAUGACAACCAAGGACAAUGAUAGCAGUUCCAGAUCAGACUAGCCUACGUCCUCCUCUUCCCUGUGUUCAAAGGGCCGUACGGUUAAAGAAGUGUUUGUACCAGCUGAUCAUGACAGUGGGAAGUCCAUCCUGUCUGACUGUGCCCACCCUUUUUACACCAGAGGUUCUUAAACCUUUUUCAGCCUGGGACCCAAAUUAAAAAAAUUCAGUGUUUUCCUGGGACCCAAGCUUAUUAAAAUAUGCAACUAUGUGUAAAAUAUUGGUUGAUUUCAUUGCCCUUAUACCUAAAACAAAUCUAAUAUAAACAAAAACAUAUAACAAUGAUAUGAAAUACCCAUAAAAAGACUAAUCAUGUUUAUUCUUUUAAAAAACUCUUACAUAUCUGUCUAGGUUGGACCUGUUGCUGUACAAAUACAAUAAAUCAUUUUCAUUCUGAACUGGAAGUAAACGGAUUGAUCACAUCACACAGAUGUAGAACAGAACACACACGGGCUCAGUUUUUGAUAGUGCAACCCUAAGUAACAGUACAGAUGAGAAAUGAUCAGGCCUACCGUACAUCUUACUGUGGAAAGUAUUG